UAUGUCUAUUAAACAACAAGCUUCAUCAUUCAUAUUACGCUACUGUCAGGAGAGGCUGCGGAUUGUCAGCCGGCUUUUGUUCAACAUAAACAGCUUUCGGUAUACGAAUUCUAACAACCUGGGACAGGAUCCAAAGUUGUACCUGCACUUUUUUGAAGGGAUAUCUACCUGUGUUCGUAAACCUUACUCCUAGUGACUGAAAUGUGCUGAAUAUUAAAUUCUUCGCUGAGAUUAGACAGUCUCUCUUCAAUUAAAAAAAAGAAAUAUAUAUUAUAUAUAUAUAUAUAUAUAUACAUAUACAUAUAUAUAUAUAUAUAUAUAUUAUAUAUAUAUAUAUAUUAUAUAUAUAUAUAAUAUAUAUAUAUAAUUUUUCUCCUUUCUUUCUUACACACUCCUUGCCUGGUAGUGUGGCCAUCCACCACAAUGUCAAGGACUGCUAUAGAUCUAAACUACAACCUGCUGGUACACUUGUUGCCAGCAGCGAGGUCCUUAAGGACUACAACUUUCUUACUUUUCACAAUAUUUGGAUUAAAUGUAUGGACAUUAGAUAUUUGUGAACCUCAUUUGACGUUAAAAGAUAUCAGGGAGUACCCGAGUGAAUCCAGCCCACAGCUUCAUUAUUUCCGUUACAUGACCAUAGAUAAGAAUUCACAUAGUUUAUUUGUUGGGGGAAUGAAUAAAGUAAUUAGAUUAAACCUAUCGGACAUUAACAGUGGUCAUGUGGAGACUUCAUUGAAUGCCAGUACCAAGUCUGCUAAGCGAUGUGUGUGGCAAGCAAAGAAAAAGAUGCCAGAUUGUCAAAAUCACAUUCGGUUAAUAGCACGGAAUGGAACUACUCUGUUGGUAUGUGGUACUGGUGCUUACCAACCAACUACUUAUCAUUUAGAUAUUGAUACCUUGGAACUAAAAAGUAGUGAACCUAGCCCAGGGUUGUGUGCCUUUGAUCCCUUCGAUAAUUCAACAGCCAUUUUAGUCCACAGUAAAACUUCUGAAGAAGACUUAGUAUCAAUUUAUUCAGGAACAUUUGCAGAUUUUUCAAAGGCAAGACCCCAAAUUUAUCGACCAAGUGUGUAUACUAAAGAUGGUAAAUUAGCAUAUGAUUAUUUGAAAACAGCUCCCUCUAGCUCUAAGUGGUUGAAUGAACCACAGUUUGUAGCUUCGUUCAAUACAAAAGACCAAGUUCUGUUUUUCUUGAGAGAGUUGGCUGUAGAAUAUGGCAACUGUGGGAAGAAAAUAUAUUCACGAGUUGCACGGGUUUGUAAGAAUGACCGAGGUGGGGAACGCCUUCUCAUUAAUGAAUGGUCAACAUAUUUAAAAGCGAGGAUAAACUGUUCUUUACCAGGGCAGUACCCAUAUUACUUUGAUGAAAUACAGGAUGUUUACACACAAGACAAUAAGAUAUUCUAUGGCUUAUUUACAACAAACAGAAAUGGUAUCACAGCCUCUGCAAUUUGUGCAUACCACUGGACCGACAUACAGAAAGUCUUUGAUGGCCCCUUUAAGGAUCAGAACACGGACACAUCUUACUGGUUACCAGUUGCCAAUAACCAAGUCCCUGCUAUUCGACCAGGAAAUUGCUCAAUCAACGACUCUCGUUCACUGCCUGACAAUGUUUUAACAUUCAUCAAAGACAAACCAUUGAUGCACAUGCUGUUGCAGCACAUGUACUCAACACCAAUAUUUCACAAGGCUGACGUCAUGCUCCAGAAACUGACCAUGGCGUUCAAUGUCUCUGGACGCAACGAUGUGGUUUUCUUUGCAGCCAGUAAUCAAGGCAAGGUUUACAAAAUCUUCCAACGACCAAUGGAACAUGCACGUGAUAAACCUUAUGCAGUAGUGUCUGCCGUGUAUUCACCAUUUUCAGAAACCCAGCCAAUAUGGAACAUGGUAAUGCAUAAAGACUACUUGUAUUUGAGUACAGAUUCCAAAGUAUUACAGGUGAAUGUCGAGACAUGUGAACAAUACAAGAAAGCAGAUGCUUGUAUUAAUGACCCCUACUGUGGAUGGGCUAGAAAUGACAAAUGUAUGCCUUACAAUCAAGGUUCCUCUCAUCACAGAUUGAGGACAUUCAAAGAUGUUCCAGCAAAUAUGCCUUUUAAAGAAGCUAUGGCCCAUGUUAUAGAAGAGCCAUUAUAUGAAUCUCGUACUGUAAAUGUAUCUGUUGGGACAUCGUUCCGACUAAGAUUAAGCUACAAAAUCUGUGUUGAAGGCCCAGUAAAAUGGAAAAAAAACGAGACAGUACUUUGUCCCGGUAAUGAGUACUUAAUGGCACAAGAUAAUUCACUAAUUCUACAAAACAUUCACAUUGGUCACCAAGGCCACUACCAGGCGGAAGACCGACACAACGCAGUAGUUUCACAAUACAUUGUUAACAUACGCAAAGGCAAGGAAGAUAUUGAGAAAGAUUGGAUGCUGAAGUUCCAAGAAUGGUGCGACUUAUUUGAGGAUUACAAAAGAGAACGUGACAAAUGGACAAACAACUGCCACACAGGCAAUGCUGAUAUCAACAGUAACACCAUCAAUGCCAUCCCGCAGAACAGAAACUGAAUUCCUUUAAAAAAAAAAAAUUAACAAAAAUUUUAAAUUAAAAAAAAAAUUUAA
Messenger RNA from Octopus sinensis (East Asian common octopus), 2601 nucleotides. RefSeq names its product semaphorin-2A. The transcript is spliced from 19 exons. Gene Ontology annotation, biological process: semaphorin-plexin signaling pathway; negative regulation of axon extension involved in axon guidance; axon guidance. The record is from RefSeq and is a predicted model, not a curated record. Gene Ontology annotation, molecular function: semaphorin receptor binding; chemorepellent activity. The coding region runs from base 424 to 2547 and encodes 707 amino acids. NCBI's taxonomy places the organism in Eukaryota, Metazoa, Mollusca, Cephalopoda, Octopoda, Octopodidae.